Peronospora matthiolae is the source of this 1170-nucleotide messenger RNA. The record is from the annotation of a GenBank genome assembly. NCBI's taxonomy places the organism in Eukaryota, Oomycota, Peronosporomycetes, Peronosporales, Peronosporaceae.
AUGGUCAACGUAAACGACUCCGACCAGGGCGCACGGAGCGACGCCGCAGAGCCGCUGCCGCUGCCGCUACUGGACACAGACGAGACGUCCGCGUGCGUCCAGUGCUACAAGACGGACGUCAAGUACCGCUGUCCGCGCUGUGAGCGCCUCACGUGCUCGCUGCAGUGCUGUGUGGGCCACAAGAAGCAGUUUGACUGCAACGGCAAGCGCGAUCGCACCAAGUUCGUGCGGCUGCAGGAGUUCACGGACGCCGAUCUCUCGAGCGACUUUUUCUUCCUGGAAGAAGUCGCUCGCUCAGCAAACUGCGCGGCACGGUCGCACAGUCCAUUGAAUGCAACAGUGCGACGCUAUGGCAGCAAUAAGAAGCAAAAAAGUGCAAGGAUGAAGCAACGCGGUCGACAGCUGUCACACCUUGUGAACCCGGACGUGCCGGCCGACUGGUUGACGCGCUUUCCUGUUGCUGUGCAGCUAUUUGCAAAACAUGCAGCUGGAAAUGGCGUCGCGCUGACGAUCCUUGCACCGGGAAUGAGCAAACGAAUGCGUAACUCGUCUUAUGUGGAUACGAAGAACAAGACAGUGUUUUGGCGCGUUGAGUGGCUAUUUCCUAGUGCGGAGGUGCCCGUGAGUCAUUUCGAGAAACGAGCAGAUGAGAAGAUGACACUCUAUGCACUGAUUGAGAAGUACCUUGCUCCUACCCAGGAAAAUGUUGCUGUAUGUGGAAAGCUAAAGAAGUACGCGGUGCCUGACUGGGAGAAACAUGUUUUACUGCUGCUGCGAAAAGAGUUCACUCCGGCAUCAUGUCCACAAUAUUACCGGCUGAAUGGCAACGAGAGUCUGGGAAGUAAUUUGAAACGAAAGGCGGUGGCCGAGUUUCCCGUGAUCACCGUUGCGCUCGUGGCUAACGCUGACAAGUAUCCCGUGGCUCACGAUAUAAUCGAGGCGAUUGACUCGAUUGAAAAAGAUGAGCGACCACAUGCUACUGAGAUUAAAGCGGUGGAGGCCGAAAGCAGGGAUGUGCGCCAUAAGACUGGUUUGGAGUUGUUGACUGUUGACGACACAGGAAGUUUGGUCAAUCACUUUGCUACAUCAGAAAAAGAUGACAGACAAGCAAAAGCAACCGUCCAGUCCGAAAAGUUGCUGAUCGAAGAAGUUCGGGUUUCUGCUCACUAG